UCCUAAUAAAGGUUUAGACUUAAAAAAAAGCCUAAAUAACCAAAACACAAACAACUGUAAUAAAACUAAACACACAGUUAACAAGAACAGGCAGAGAGCCAUGGCCACUCACAUAUGCACCUCAUAUUCACCAAUCACAGCCAACACAAUCACCACCAACACCAACACCAACACCAAGGUUUUUUCUGUUCCAUUGCAGUCCAAAAAUGCUAAAAAUCCAAACUUUUCUCUGUCUUUAAGCACCAAAACCAGGCUCUCCAUAUCAGCUGUUGCAGGAAAUAGUGCACUUCAAGUUGAUGAACCCACCACUUCUAGUAAAGGGCCAAAGUCUUUGCCUUUUAGAAUUGGGCAUGGGUUUGAUCUUCAUAGAUUAGAGCCUGGUUACCCUUUGAUUAUUGGUGGUAUUAAUAUUCCCCAUGAACGAGGCUGUGAGGCUCACUCUGAUGGAGAUGUGCUGCUGCACUGUGUUGUUGAUGCAAUAUUGGGUGCACUAGGGUUGCCUGAUAUUGGUCAGAUAUUCCCUGAUUCUGAUCCUAAGUGGAAGGGGGCAGCAUCAUCUGUUUUUAUAAAAGAAGCUGUAAGACUCAUGCAUGAGGCUGGCUAUGACAUAGGAAACUUGGAUGCCACCUUGAUUCUUCAAAGACCAAAACUUAGUCCUCACAAGGAAGUUAUAAGAUCCAAUUUGUGCGAGCUGCUCGGGGCCGACCCUUCGGUUAUAAAUCUGAAAGCAAAAACACAUGAGAAGGUUGAUAGUUUAGGUGAAAACAGAAGUAUUGCAGCUCAUACUGUGGUUCUUCUUAUGAAGAAGUAAAGGAUAUCUAUUUAAAACAAAAACAAAAAAAUCAAUACUUUGAUUUUUAACAUUUGCACUUCAUUAGAAUAUUGCUGUUGUUGUUACAGAGAUGAGCAUGUAUGUUGUUCUUAAGAAUUUAUAGCUAUAACCAAUAAUGGAAUUUGCUUUUGUAUUACAA
Molecule: messenger RNA, 971 nt
Organism: Mercurialis annua (annual mercury)
Lineage: Eukaryota; Viridiplantae; Streptophyta; Magnoliopsida; Malpighiales; Euphorbiaceae
Product: 2-C-methyl-D-erythritol 2,4-cyclodiphosphate synthase, chloroplastic
Exons: 3
Coding region: 101-811 (236 amino acids)
Biological process (GO): terpenoid biosynthetic process
Molecular function (GO): 2-C-methyl-D-erythritol 2,4-cyclodiphosphate synthase activity
Source: RefSeq, a predicted model, not a curated record